Molecule: messenger RNA, 279 nt
Organism: Ornithodoros turicata
Lineage: Eukaryota; Metazoa; Arthropoda; Arachnida; Ixodida; Argasidae
Product: keratin-associated protein 19-2-like
Exons: 2
Coding region: 1-279 (92 amino acids)
Source: RefSeq, a predicted model, not a curated record
AUGAAGGCUACGUGCAUAAUCGUUGUGCUUUGCGUGACUUUCGCAAUGGCUUCAGCCAUCUACGGUGGCUAUGGCGGAUACGGCGGAUUUGGUGGCUUCGGUCGUGGACUUGGAUACGGUGGCUUCGGCGGUGGCUAUGGUGUCAUCGGAGGAUUCGGCGGCGGUUACGGUGGCUUCGGCGGCAUUGGUGGUUUCGGUCGCGGUAUCGGCGGAGGUUUCGGCGGUUAUGGCGGAUAUGGAGGCUUCGGCGGAGGUUUUGGCCGUGGAUUUUACGGCUAG